GCAGGCGCAGAAAAGGGGGCGGGGGACUCGGCUUGUUGUGUUGCUGCCGGAGAACCAGAGACGGUCCUGCUGCGGCCGCAAGCCCUUCCAGCUACCUGACAAUGUCGUCUCAUUUAGUAGAGCAGCCGCCACCCCCGCACAACAACAACAACAACUGCGAGGAAGGUGAACAACCUUUGCCCCCGCCAGCCGGCCUCAACAGUUCCUGGGUGGAGCUACCCAUGAACAGCAGCAAUGGCAAUGAUAAUGGCAAUGGGAAAAAUGGGGGGCUAGAACAUGUACCGUCCUCAUCCUCUAUCCACAAUGGAGACAUGGAGAAGAUUCUUUUGGAUGCACAACACGAAUCAGGACAGAGUAGUUCAAGAGCCAGUUCUCACUGUGACAGCCCUUCCCCACAAGAAGAUGGGCAGAUUAUGUUUGAUGUGGAGAUGCACACCAGCAGGGACCAUAGCUCUCAGUCAGAAGAAGAAGUUGCAGAAGGAGAGAAAGAAGUUGAUGCGUUGAAGAAAAGUGUUGACUGGGUGUCUGACUGGUCCAGUAGACCUGAAAACAUUCCACCUAAGGAAUUCCACUUCAGACACCCCAAACGCUCUGUCUCUUUAAGCAUGAGGAAAAGUGGGGCCAUGAAGAAAGGGGGUAUUUUCUCCGCAGAAUUCCUUAAGGUGUUCAUUCCGUCUCUCUUCCUCUCUCAUGUUUUGGCUUUGGGCCUAGGCAUCUAUAUCGGAAAGCGACUCAGCACACCUUCUGCCAGCACCUACUGAAGGAAAGAAUAGCCCCAGAAAAGCGUGUGACCUGUGAAGUGGUGUAUUGUUACAGUAGUUUAUUUGAACUUGAGACCAUUGUAAGCAUGACCCAACCUGCCACCCUAUUUUUACAUAUCCAAGUUCCAGUAACUCUCAAAUCCAGUAUUUUAUUCAAACUCUGUUGAGGCAUUUUACUAACCUCAUUCCCUUUUUGGCCUGUAAGACACUUUAGAAUUUCCUAACAGAGUUUACUGUUACUUAGAAAUUUGCAAGGGCUUCUUUUCCGCAAAUGCCACCAGCAGAUUAUAAUUUUGUCAACAAUGCUAUUGUCUCCUUUUAGUGCCACCAGACUUAGACCUGCAUCAUUCAUGGUAUAAAUUUUACACUUGCAAGAUAACUACCAUCUCUCUCUUCAAAUGAGAUCAGAUUAGCAAAUGAUAGCUUUGUUGUUUUGUUUUGUUUUGUUUUUUCAAGACAAAGCAAGCUUCACUAAGCUUGAAUUUAUAGUUAUUAAAAAAAGAAAACAAACAAACAAAAAAACAAGACACAAGAAAAAAAAUAUCCUGGGCAAUAAAAAAUUAUUUUAAACAAGCUUUGGAGCCACGUUUUGUCUAAACAGCCUCCUAAUGGCGCCUUUUAAUUUAUAGGAGGCCGGCUACGUAAGUGAUGGGUAUGAAGUAGAAUGAGAACUAAACUACAUCAACAGAUUUUAAUAGUAGUAUGUUGUAAUGCUGUCUUUUCUAUGGUGUAGAAUCCUUAUUUCUCCUAAGGAACGUCUCAGGCCUAGAACUAUACAAAAUUGCUUUGGGGAUUUGUGUGUAUUUGGUAUUUUUGUUUAAUUAGCUUUAGCUGCAUGUGAAUUUUUCAUGACUUUUAAGUUCUGUCUUUUGUUUUUUAAUUCUUUUCUAAGAAGGGGCUUUGGAAUGAGUUCCAAUUUGUGGUAUAAAUAUAGGCUUCUUAUUUUGGGAAGCACCACUUAUACUCUGAAGCCUUUAAACUCUGAAGAUGAUUGUUUCAGAGUAAUUUCAAGCACUUGUGCAACUUUGAAAACCAGACUUGGGUUGUGGGAACAGUUGACAAAGUUCUGAGAAGAUGCCAUUUGUUUUCCUUGGAUCUCUCCCUUUUUACUGUUGACCUGCACAAGCCUCCCAAGGUGGUGCCCAGGACUGUGCAGGCACCGGUCACGUUCUCCCGGGGCCAUCUUUUCGGUCGUGUUUGACUCCUACAGUCCCAGAGCGCUCGGCAGCUUCCUUCAGUGAUAGACUGUUUCUGUUUUGUUUGUUUGUUUCUAAAAUGUGAAGCUUUAGGACCAAACUGUUAGAAAGCAGCAGGAUUACCAGUUAUUCCAAGUAGAUUUAUUGGAUUUUGGAACAACUAGCAUGACUCUGAAGAGGAUACUAUCAUAUGUUUUAUAUAUAAAUAAUUACUGUUUAUGUUGUAGACAUUACUCCUGACAAUGUAGAGAACCAUUGUUAAUUUUAAAACUGGCCAUUUAUUCAUUAAAUAAAGCACAUCAGGUUUGCCUGGGAUGAGAACACUGGCAACCAGAUUUGCCAGUUUGCAGAAAGACAGAUGUCUUUCACAUUAAGUUUUGUAAAAUGGACAUGUUAUAGUGGAAAAUAACCUACAGAUUAAAAAAAAGUUAAUUUCUGAUUAUCUUUUUUCAUAAACAUAGCUGGUUAUCUUUAAGAAAGAUGAUAUAUCCAGAAUUGUUUUCUGAAUCAUUUUGUUUUCUUUCUAGCACUUGAUGCCUAAGUAAUUUUGGAUAUCUUUUUAUUAUACCUUGUUUCUAUCUUAUUCUCAAACCUGGUAACACUUGAUUUGCCUUCUGUAACCUAUUUAUUUCAAGUGUUCAUACUUGGAUUUCUUUGGAAGGAAAGUGAACCGGACAGCCCGCUGAUUUUGAAAACCCCGGGUAAAAUUGGAAAGGCUGAUAGAGGUGAAAGAAAUAAACCGUUAAACUGCUACAGUAUGCAGUUUGUAUUACAGUUGGUAUCCUGGGAGGGAAAAAGUAAAAUCAACCUUAAAAUAAGAGCAACUUUUUUUUUUUACAGGUAACACAUUGCCAUCCUUUGAAAUUCAAUAGAAUUCUAUCAGUAGUGUGGUUGAACUUGGGUAUAUUUAUGAUUUCUUUUCAACAUUGGAAAUAAAUUUAGUUCUGCCUUUUUCUUAAACUAUCUGUGAAAUUUUGGACUAUUACUUAAAACAUAAAUACAUGAUCACAGUAAAACUUCUCCUAAGAUGAAAUCAUGCAGUAUUUAUUGAUAGCUCUAACAUACAGAAUACAUGUUUAUGCUCCUACCCAGAUUUGUGUUGAACAGAAACAGAUUGCAUGGUUGGAAAGGAGAUUUUGACAAUUAACAGUUGACGUUUUAAGACUAAUGUUCAAAAAGCUUUAUACCUGUUUACAAUUUGGGGACGAAAAGGCAGCCUUCAUUUUUCUUGAUUGAUGAAAACUGGCUAACAGUACUUGUAAACAGAAUCAUGAGCAAAACUGCACAAACUUGCACAUUGAAAAGUGCAACAAGUUACUUUGCAGUAAAAUUACUUACUAUUCUAAAAAGUGAAAAUUGAAGAUUUAGCCAGUUGGGUGAAUUUUUAAGUGAACCAGUUGUUGAAAUUAUUGGAAUUAACUGAGCCAAAGUGAUAUGCAUUCUUCAUCUAUUUAGUUAGCACUUUGUAUCAUUAUAUACAGUUUACAAGACAUGUAUAACUUGUAGCUAUAAACAUUUUGUGCCAUUAAAGCUCUCACAAAACAA
Molecule: messenger RNA, 3502 nt
Organism: Mustela lutreola (European mink)
Lineage: Eukaryota; Metazoa; Chordata; Mammalia; Carnivora; Mustelidae
Gene: BNIP3L
Product: BCL2 interacting protein 3 like
Exons: 6
Coding region: 102-761 (219 amino acids)
Biological process (GO): defense response to virus; mitochondrial outer membrane permeabilization; positive regulation of apoptotic process
Cellular component (GO): mitochondrial envelope; nucleus; mitochondrial outer membrane
Source: RefSeq, a predicted model, not a curated record